GAGCAUAGAAAGAAAGAAACCCAAGAACGUACCAAUGCUAAAACACCAACAAGAGACAAACCCACCUCACCUUUUUCUCUCCUUUCUCGAACCUCUAAGCUUUAGGUCUUCUGGCAUUUUGACAAGACACCAAGUUGAACUUUAAACCAGUACUCCGUAUCAAGUUGGUUUUAGUUGGUACUUGCCAAGCAGAGGUGCAGCCGCCACCUGAGCUCUGUGUUUAGAUCUUUCUGGUGUUUCGGGUCCCUGGAUUUGAAAGGGAGAUCACAAGGACAGCAGAACUUUCACCGAAUAGUAAAAGAAGAUGCAGACACCAAAAGCAAAAAGUGGGUCUUUGGAAGUGCCUCAAAGGAAAUCUCAAGCGACACCUAGAACUGCUAAGACAUCUGGAUCAAAUCCUGAUUCAGUAUCCUCUCCAAAUAUGGCAACUCGGACCCCAAAAGGAAGUCCAAAAGUCGCUGAACGCAGGUCGCCACGAAGUCCAGUAGCUGAGAGGAAGCUGCCAAGAAGAGUGUCAGAAUUGGAAUCACAACUUUCUCAGUUGCAAGAGGAUCUGAAGAGGGCAAAAGACCAGUUAAAUUCCUCUGAGUCAGCGAAGAGGCGAUCCCAGAAGGAGGCUGAAGAAGCCAAGAACCAACUAUUAGCAAGGUCUGCAAAGCUUGAAGAGUCUGAACAGCAACUGCGGGAAAUUUCUGCUUCUGAAGAUGCUCGCAUUCAAGAGCUCCGUCAACUUUCUCAGGAUCGAGAUAGAGCAUGGGAAUCUGAACUUCAGGCUGUUCAGCAGCAACGUUCGAUGGAUUCUACUGCCUUGGCUUCUGCUAUUAAUGAAAUUCAGAAGCUAAAGGAUCAGCUGGAAAUGGUGGCGGACUCUAAAGCCACCCAGAGCAGGCAUGCAGAUUCAGCAGAUGCCGAGAUCCAGACCUUGAGAAUGGAACUUUCUGAAACUCUUUCCCUGAUUGAGAAAUUGAAAACAGAGCUAAGUGAUUGCAAAGAAUCUGAAGCGAGGGCUGUAGAUCUUAUAGACAGUACUCGCAUGCAAUUGGAGAGGGCGAAUGCAACCAUAGAAUCACUCCAAUCUGAUAAGACCAAAGGCUUGGAGUACUACAACUCUUUAUCAAUGGAGUUGGAGCAGUCUAAAGAUCGCAUUAAGUCACUGGAGAGUCUUGUGAGCAAACUUCAGGCAGAAGUUGCUAUUAGUAACAGUAAUCAGUUGGUGAACUCUUCAGGCAAUUCAAAGCUUGCUCGCAAAGAUGAAAAUGAAGAAACAGUACAGUUAAAAGAGCUGAAUUGUUUGAAAUCUGAAGUGAGUCAAUUGAGGUCUGCAUUAGAUGCGGCUGAGAUGCGAUACCAAGAAGAAUAUAUUCAGAGCACACUGCAGAUUAGAAGUGCAUAUGAUGAAGUUGAAUCUACAAAAUCUGAAUCAUGUCGGAGGGAAGCUGAAUGGGCAUCAGAACUGAAGCAUGUAAGGGAUCAAGUUGAAGACUUGAGGACUCAGCUGAUGGAUAAAGAAAAUGAAAUGCAGAAUCUGUCGGAGGAAAAUGACAGGUUGAGCUUGCAGAUUGAGAACAAUCUAUCAAAUCAAGGCGGGGAAUCUGAACUUGCAAUGGAGCUGAAGAAGUCGGAAACUGCACUGGUAGAGUUGAAGGCCAGUUUGAUGGAUAAGGAGACAGAAUUGCAGAACAUCGCUGAGGAAAAUGAAAUGCUGAAGAUUGAACUUAAAAAUAAGGAAAUAGAGAGCAACAAAGUUAAUAAUGACGCUGUUGUUUCGGCUGAAGCAACAAGGGAGGCAGAGCGAGAGGCUUUAAUAAAGGUUGGCCAUUUAACUGAAGAAGCUGAUAAAAGUACUCAGAGAGUAGCACGAGUGACUGAGCAGCUGGAUGCAGCACAGGCAGCGAAUUCUGAAUUGGAGGCUGAGUUAAGGAGGUUGAAGGUGCAGGCAGAUCAGUGGAGGAAGGCCGCUGAGGCGGCUGCGGCUAUCCUAUCAACAGGCAACAACGGGAAGUUUGUGGAGAGAACAGGUUCUCUUGACAGCCACUACAAUCCCUUGAGUUCACCUUAUUCAGAAGACUUGGACGAUGACUCACCAAAGAAGAAAAAUGUGACCAUGUUAAAGAAGAUUGGUGUGUUAUGGAAGAAGCAGGGACAAAAGUAGAUGGAAUCAUGCAACAAGUUUCAUUAUCGCGCCGGUUAGUGUUAAGCUGGGUUCUGUACGUCCUGUUAUUCUGUGAUUUUCCUUUAUUGUAUUCUCGACGGAUCAAAAACAAUUCUUGAACGAGGUAUUCAACUCCAGGGUAUUUUCGAAGGUGUAAGCACCUGAGUUUCAGAUGAAGUUCAAGAUAGUUCUUUGCAGAUUGUAUAGGUAUGUGGAAACUGGUGAACUGUGAAUGUACCCUAUUACCUUAUGUGUGCUGUGGCUAUGGAUAAACUCGAUUAGUGUUGUAUCUUAUUUCUGUCUUAAACUUUAUGUUAGUAAAGCAUAAGUCUGAAACAGGGCAAAAAUGACAAAAAGCAAUAUUUUAUUUUGAC
Messenger RNA from Fragaria vesca subsp. vesca, 2526 nucleotides. Its product is annotated as interactor of constitutive active ROPs 2, chloroplastic-like. NCBI's taxonomy places the organism in Eukaryota, Viridiplantae, Streptophyta, Magnoliopsida, Rosales, Rosaceae. The coding region runs from base 305 to 2152 and encodes 615 amino acids. The record is from RefSeq and is a predicted model, not a curated record. The transcript has 4 exons.